UCUAGGCUAUCGUUCAGGCAAUGGAGCCAAAAACUCCGAAUAUCACCUUGAAAGUGCCAGAGUCUUCAAUUGUACCGCACAUAGUACUAUGGGUCGUCCAAAUCAUCGCACUCACAUCGCCCGCAGUCAAGGGUCGAAGAUCAAUAUCGAUCAUUCUCAUAAUCGGUCUCGGUAUCUAUUGCAAUCUUCAUCCCCACUUCACCAAUAAUUUUGAUUUGGCGCAGCCCUUCUCCCUUGGGUGGUCGUUCUACACGGCUGUCCUUGCAAAGCUCAUCCUCUCUGGUUCAGAGGGCCCAGAAGAUCACUACUGGAGAGUUGACCAGCCCGCAAGGGAAGCAAGGGGAUACAAUGCAUUCAGUUGGCAGAAGCUUCGAUGGACUUUGUCUUUAAUGUUCAAUCAUCGCGGUAUAAGAUGGAAUCAUCAAGUCAAGAAUGUUCCCGCGGUGUCAACAACUACCAAACAUCGCUUUAUAGUUGGUCAACUUGCGAAAUUUGCAGUAUGUGUCUGUACAGCAGACUUGCUAUAUGAAAUACACCAAAGAGUGAAUUUUACCCCCACCAAUGGCCAGGUCGGUUGGGUAGAUUCGAAAUUUUUGACGAUGAGGCACGAUGACUGGAGAUGGUAUAUUCUCAAAACCUACUCUCUUGCUGCGUUGCCCUAUUUUGCACUUAGCAUGCAAUUCGCGCUCGUGGGCGCAGUAGCUGUUCUAUUUGGUAUCAGUAAGCCGCAGGACUGGCCAUCUCCAUUCGGAGGCGUUGGAGACAUGAGAACUAUCCGUUCGUUUUGGGGAACAUUCUGGCACCAACAGCUCCGACAUAUGCUCACAUCGUUCACCGAUGCAUUUGCGGACGCCCUCGGCAUUGCGCGAGGCACCAAUGUUUCAUCAUACUCUAAGUUAUUUCUAGCUUUCUUCAUAUCGGGUUCAUUCCACGCACUCAGCCAGCUGAACAUGCCGCGGCCUGCAAACAUUACUGCGGAAGAAUGCUCCAUAGGCAUACUUAAGUUUUUCAUAUGGCAAGCUUGCGCUAUUACAGCUGAAGACUUCGUCCAAUGGCUGUGGCGUAAGACCGGGUGGAGUACAACAAGCAUCAGAAAUAUUGGAUAUCUCUGGGUUUUCACGUCUCUGCUGUUGAGUCUUCCACUUGCAGGAGACUGUGUACUCAAACUCCGAAUUGGUACCGGAUCCUUCGCGAAUCUUCCUCUGAUUAAGCUGGCUGUGACAUCACUGAUUCCAAUUCCUCCAUAAUCAUAUCCCAGAAUCAAGAUGGAAUAAAAAAGCAAACCUUAGAUAACAAUGCCGUCAGAUCUAUGUUUCUAUUGCAUCCAUUACUCUCUAAGAUCUAUCUUUCUAUUACUCCACAAGCUUCCCUGUAAAAUACAAAGAUUUCUAGUAUAGAAUUCCAGACUACUUGCUUCUAAUUUGCUACUCUCAAUCCUAAUGGGUUUAUCGUAGAGGUCGAAG
This is a messenger RNA of Aaosphaeria arxii CBS 175.79, 1463 nucleotides long. RefSeq lists its product as uncharacterized. The record is from RefSeq and is a predicted model, not a curated record. The coding region runs from base 21 to 1247 and encodes 408 amino acids. Lineage: Eukaryota; Fungi; Ascomycota; Dothideomycetes; Pleosporales. The transcript has 3 exons.